This is a messenger RNA of Molossus molossus (Pallas's mastiff bat), 889 nucleotides long. Its product is annotated as leukocyte immunoglobulin-like receptor subfamily A member 5. Gene Ontology annotation, molecular function: inhibitory MHC class I receptor activity. The coding region runs from base 56 to 889 and encodes 277 amino acids. Gene Ontology annotation, biological process: cytokine-mediated signaling pathway. The transcript is spliced from 5 exons. The record is from RefSeq and is a predicted model, not a curated record. NCBI's taxonomy places the organism in Eukaryota, Metazoa, Chordata, Mammalia, Chiroptera, Molossidae.
ACCCUCAGGCCAGGGUCAGUCCAUCUGCAGAGCGGAAGCUCUUAGAGCAGUUUCCAUGAUGUCCAUCCUCCCUGCUCUUCUCUGCCUCGGGCUGAGUCUGGACCAGAGGAUCCACACGCGGUCAGGGACCCUCCCCAAAGCCACCCUCUGGGCUGAGCCAGACUCUGUGAUCCCCUUGGGGAGACCUGUGACCCUGUGGUGCCAGGGUGUCCUGGAAGCCCAGGAGUUCCGUGUGUUUCGUAAUCAAGGGCGUGUGCAUUCAGAGAGACAGAUUCCAGGGAAGCCCAGGGACAAGGUCCAGGUCUCCAUUACCCACAUGACAGAGCAUGAUGCAGGGAGAUAUCGCUGUUACUACAUCGGCCCCAUUGGAUGGUCAGAGUUCAGUGACAUUCUGGAGCUGGUGGUGACAGGAUCCUACAGCAAACCCAGCCUCUCAGCCCUGCCCAGCCCUGUCGUGACCUCAAGAGGGAACAUGACUUUCCAGUGUGGCUCAGGGCAGAAAUUUGACAGGUUCAUUCUGACUAAGGAAGGAGAACACAGGAUCUCCUGGACCCUGGACUCAGAGAAAAAUUCCAGUGGGCUGUCCCAGGCCCUGUUCACUGUGGGCCCCGUGAACUCCAGCCUCAACUGGACAUUCAGAUGUUAUGGCUGUUUUAAGAAAACUCCCUGGCAGUGGUCCGACCCAAGUGACCCCCUGGAUUUACAGUUCUCAGUUUCCCAUCGCCAAGACUACACCGUGGAGAAUCUCGUACGCAUGGGCGUGGCUGGAUUGGUCCUGGUGGUCCUCGGGGUGCUGCUAUUUCAGGCUCAAACCAGCCAGAGUAGGACCCAUGAUGCAGCCAGGAGGCGAACCCAGCAGGAACAAUGGACUGUUGAGUGGGAUCCUUGA